Molecule: messenger RNA, 838 nt
Organism: Lingula anatina
Lineage: Eukaryota; Metazoa; Brachiopoda; Lingulata; Lingulida; Lingulidae
Product: IgGFc-binding protein
Source: RefSeq, a predicted model, not a curated record
CAAACCGGAUAAUCAAGGUGUAGAAUUCUACGUGGCAUUUGGUGAAAACAAUCCUAACAGUCUGAGUCUUGAACUUUUCAUUACCACGAGUUUGAACCAAACCAUCACAGUGAAUGUGACAGCACCUUUGGCCAGCUCCGUUUACGCCGGGGAAACGGUAACAGUCUCAAAAGGUCAAGUCCGCAUAGUCCAGAUUCCUAAAGAUAUAAGGAUGACUGGAAGCAGUGUCCAGUCCAGAGGGAUAUACAUCACGGCAUCGGACGAGAUUAUAGUGUAUGCGGUCAACAAAGAGCACUACAGCUCGGACUCAUUUUUGGUGAUUCCGGCGGACGUGUUAGGAACGGAUUACUUCGUGCCAGCUUGGCCCAGGAAUACCGCAGUCUCUGGAAGGCAGGAACCAGCACAAAUAGGAGUGGUAGCAACGGAGAACAGUACAAGUGUAAACUUCACCAUGCCAAGUCAUUCUUUCUCCUGUUCGUACAAUGGACAGACCUAUAGCAGUGGCGAUUCCUUCACCGUCUCGCUAGACCGAUGUCAGACGUUUCAACUUCAGUGUGACGAGGACCUAACUGGGGCACGAGUCACAUCCGAUAAACCCAUUGGGGUAGUGUCUGGUAGUAAAAGGACAGAGCUUCUAAGUACAAGCUCUUCCAGAUCGUCAGACCAUAUAGAAGAGAUGAUUCCCUCCGUCCCGACGCUUGGGAGGCGCUUUCUCACUGCACCCCUGUCAGAAAGGCACUGUGCAAGGAACCACGGUAACAGUACAGGGUACGACAACCGGAACCAACACGUACACUUUGAACGCUGGCGAAUUCCAACAGCUACUCGUCUCGUCUAA